GUUGCAGUGUCGAAGGCUAAGAUACUUGGAAAUCCGGAGCUUUUCAUUAAGAGCGGAAGCGACAUCAAUCUGACAUGCAUCGUCCUUCAAACUCCGGAUCCUCCGAACUUCAUCUACUGGUACCGCGGCGAGAACGUGAUUAACUACUCCCAAAGAGGAGGCAUCAACGUCGUCACCGAGAAGCAAACCCGUACUAGCCGACUCCUGAUCUCCCGCGCUCUAUCCACCGAUACCGGAAAUUACACCUGUUCCCCAUCCAGCAGUGAUGCUGCCAGUGUCAUGGUCCACGUGCUGAAUGGAGAGCAACCUGCAGCCAUGCAGCACGGUAACAACAGCAGCGCUAUCUGCUGGACCAUCGACCUAGUCCUGCUGUUCAUCGUCCAGUGCUACAUCCUUGAGAGGUGAAUUCUCUGCCCCCAAUACUAGAAAACCCACCACCAGUGACACACCAUUCCACCACCACCACCUACACCAAACACAAAAAAAACAAUCCUCCCAAACCUGUCCCUUGAAGCCCCUUUCCUCCUAGUAUCCAGGAAUCUGAUCUCGUCGAAAUUCCCAGCUCCUUCAAUGUACAUAACAGUCGAGAGUUACAUGUACACCACGCUGACCAAAAAAACACCUCCACUCAACAAAAACCAAAAUCCUAGAGAAAAGUUAACGGAAUCCUUCAUCCUUACGCCCUCACCUGUCAACGAGCAUAAUCCCUGUCUGUAAUCCACACUCGAACGUCACCUGCUCAGAGAGCUCUUCACCUCUAUCCGCUGCAAACUUCGCUAGCGAAAUCAUCUUCACGUGUACUUAGGCUCAGAAAAGUAACCACCCUGUCAUAACGACAGAGAUAAAAAGAAUAUAU
Molecule: messenger RNA, 856 nt
Organism: Nicrophorus vespilloides
Lineage: Eukaryota; Metazoa; Arthropoda; Insecta; Coleoptera; Silphidae
Exons: 1
Biological process (GO): synapse organization
Cellular component (GO): neuron projection membrane
Source: RefSeq, a predicted model, not a curated record